Messenger RNA from Prunus armeniaca (apricot), 2157 nucleotides. The record is from the annotation of a GenBank genome assembly. Lineage: Eukaryota; Viridiplantae; Streptophyta; Magnoliopsida; Rosales; Rosaceae.
AUGGGCAUGGGGGAGUGGUAUUGGGGUUCUGGAAGAUCCUCAAAGAGAGGUAGAGGUGGAGGAGGAGGACCAGCUGAGAAAGACAUGACCACCUCUUCUGGUUGCAUGUGUGCUGUCUUUCAGCUCUUUGACUUCCAUCAACUUCAGCUUGCCAACUUACACCACCCACAGCAACCCUCUUUCAACACUUUCCACCAAGAAGAUCUCACUGUCCCCAAAGGUGUUGAAGCACCUAGGAACAGCUUGGAUUCAUCAGAAGGGACUUCACUAUCAUCUACCACAAAAGAAGAAGAAAAUUUAAAUAGUCCAAUUUUGAAAUUCCAGAUGGGUAUGCAGAUCAAAACAAGUGGAGGAGGAGGAGGCAGAACAUCUUCAGCUGAUUUUUCAUCAGAUAUUAGCUCACCAGGAACAAAGACCCCAAAUUUGGUAGCAAGGUUAAUGGGUCUUGACCUUCUUCCUGAUCAAAUCCAAUCACCCUCUUCCACUUCAUCAUGUAGUAGCACCACCACUCAUGCAACUUCAAAGUCAAAAGGUCGGACUCGGAAAGCCCUCCAAAGUAGACCAAGACGACAUGUCGUGGAUAUGAGCGACUCUACUAAUACUGCAGCAGUUGGUACUCGUUCACUGCCUGAGACUCCAAGAAUCUCAUCAGCCAGAAGAUCAGACGUUGAUCUUCAUCACCGCCUUUCGCUUCAAAUCAACAAAGAGAAUGUUGGGGUGGGGGGUGGUGAGGAACUGGAUUUUUGCAGGUCUUCAUCUUACAAAAGGAGGGACCUAAAGCUGAUUAAUUUUGGAGAUCAUGAGAAUGUUAAAAGCCCAAGCCACUAUGCUAGGCAGAUUGUGAAGCAGGUGAGAGAAAGUGUUAGCAGGAAAGUUGGUUUGGACAUCACAAACACCACCAGACCAGUUAACAGAGACAAGCAAGGCAAAGAUGAGCUCCUUCACCAGCUUAAAUCCAAGAAUGGUAAUGCUGCUUCCAAGAGUUUAAUCAGCAAGGAAGACAGUUCAGCUUCUUUCUCUCCCAGGCUCAGAUUCUUGGAGCCCAAGACUACUACUACAACGCCUGCAUCAUUGACAGCCAAGGAUCAAAUUCAACUACUUCCUCCAAAACCCAAAUCACCUCUCUCAUCUUUACCUCCCAAGCCAAAGCCUGUGCAGCAGCCACUGAAAGAAGAAAAACAGCAGCAGCAGCAGAAAAGCCAGACAUCAAUUCAAAAGCGUAGAAAAUCUGCUCAUAAGCAACAGGAGGAAGCAUUUGUUAGUCCAUCAACAGCUACAAGAGCCAUCCAUAAUAAUAUUCCAGCUGACAAGAAAUGCAAGAAAACCCAAUUAUUGUCAAGCAACAAUGUCCCUACCCUUCUUCCAAUCAAGAAAGAUGCUUCUCCUCCAGCUACCAAAAUCCCCCAGAAACAGGCACAACAACAAGUAUCUGAAUCUGACGCCCAACAAUCGAAACGUAGGUGGUCACAGUUAUCUAGUUCCACGAGCCAAACGUACAAACAACAACAAGAGGAGCAGCAAGUGAGCCGGACCCCCCAUGAGCUCGCCACCCAAUACAUCAUCAACGUGCCCAACGGUGGCGCCACCAGUUCAGCCACCGCUGCCGGCUCUGCUGGUGGAGCAGCAGCAGAGGCAGAGCUGCUCCAGUACGUCACAAGAAUAUUAAGCCGUACUGGCAUUGAUAAAGACACCCAAGUUUCCUUCACCAACUGGUUCUCUCCGUCCCAUCCACUAGACCCUUCCAUUUUUCACCACCUUGAAAAUUCUAACGUUGUUGAUGUUACUGGUCAACUUGGUCAAAGGUGCAACAGGAAGUUAAUGUUCCGUGUGGUGGAUGAAAUUUUGGUGGAAAUUUUGAGGCCAUAUAUCAACAUGAAGCCAUGGGUUGCAACUAGCUCAAAUUAUAUUGGCAUGUGGAAUAAUAUGAAUGGGUCAGAACUGGUUAACAUUUUGUGCCACAAAAUCCAGAGGUUUCCGUGUGCCGACUGUCAGGUUCUUGAAGACAUUGACGAUUUAAUUGACAAGGACAUGCCUGCAGAGUCGAAGGUGCAAAGUGAGAUGGCGUUUGAGGAAGAAGGAGAAGGGAUCGUUAGGGAGGUAGAGAAGGACAUAUUGGACACACUCAUACAUGAAACGGCUAGGGUCCUAUGGUUUUGA